Molecule: messenger RNA, 2388 nt
Organism: Aspergillus chevalieri
Lineage: Eukaryota; Fungi; Ascomycota; Eurotiomycetes; Eurotiales; Aspergillaceae
Gene: ptpA
Product: putative protein tyrosine phosphatase (Pyp1)
Exons: 2
Coding region: 1-2388 (795 amino acids)
Biological process (GO): protein dephosphorylation
Molecular function (GO): protein tyrosine phosphatase activity
Source: RefSeq, a predicted model, not a curated record
AUGUCUGCCAUGACAGGUCCGAGGCAUUCCCCUUCGUCCCCGUGGCAUCAAGAUACUCAAAACCAGCCACUUGCCAGCGCCAGCACUGGUCACCAUCAUACCGUGUCAGGUCAUUUGAGCCCCAAUUACUUUGCUAUUGGCGCAAAUGAUGCCAGCAAUCCACAUGAUUUGAAGCAAAGUCUUCAUGCAAGGAAUAACUGGGACAUAGCUUCUCAGCCCCAUACCCAAUCAACAUUCUCCAGUCAAAGACCGCAGCUACUACCCCAGAAGUCACUCUACGAGGACAUCCAGGGCGAUUAUAUGAGAAGUCCCACCGUGAACGAAGGGAAUUGCAGAAUGUCCGUCUUACACGGCCUACCAUGGAAUCCUGAGUUGCAAAAGACCAAUUCGUCGGAGCGCACUGCCGCUUUGCAUUCGAGCCCUCGGAAUUCCUAUUUUCAAGAACCAGAGCACACAGUUCGAAACAGCCAUAGGCCAGAUGUCUCUCAAAUCGAUGAUUCGCGUUCUCAGGAUUCAAUGCAACAGACAUCCGUUCAGCCGGUCCGUCCCUUUCAGCUGUCGUUCCAGGGUGGGUUGGCAAAUACCGUUUCGUGCCAAAAUACUCCCGAAUCCGGAUCUCAGGCAUUGCAUCCCGCUCAUGGGGUCAACUUCGUAUCUGCCGAGCGUUGCGCCGAGUUAGUCAUAUCAGCCCAUCGGGAAUCAAUCUUCUUGGAUGUGCGUCCGUUUACGCAUUUUGCGCAGUCUAAUAUCAGAGGGUCGCUGAAUCUUUGCAUCCCAACCACCCUGGUUAAGCGGCCUUCGUUCGACACACGGAAGUUGGAGAACACAUUUACGGAUGAUAGCGCCAAGAAGAACUUCGCGAGAUGGAGACACUGCCGCUAUAUUAUCGUCUAUGAUGCCGCUACAGCUGACCCCAAGGAUGCGGGGCCGCUAUCAAAUUUGCUGAAGAAGUUCACGGUUGAGGGUUGGGAUGGUGAAGCGAUGAUCCUAAAAGGUGGCUUCAAGACGUUCUCGAACUGCUUUCCCGGCCUCACGCAAAAUCAGCAAGGAGAACAACUGCAGGCUGCAACAACGGCUGCCCCGAAGAAGCCAACUACAAUGCAUAUUAGCCUUCCAGCCGUUGCUCCAGUCGCCGGUGGGUGUGCUUUGCCGGAGUCCUCCGCCACAGUCAUUCCCUUUUUCGGGAAUAUUCGCCAGCACAUGGAUCUCCUAGGAGGUGUUGGGCAGAUGUCUCUUCAACUUCCCAAGCAGUUAACCGAGUCAAAAAGACGGUUGUUACCCUCCUGGUUGCGGGAUGCUUCGAAUCCCAGUGAUCGAGGUCACGGUGUCUCGCAAAAAUUCUUGAAGCUUGAAGAAAAGGAAUUGGAGCGCAUGAAGCAGGCGUUCUCUUAUGGAUCGACUUCCGACGCUGUCUCAUCGAAAAAAUAUCGCAUUGCAGGCAUUGAAAAGGGGACCAAGAAUAGGUAUAACGAUAUUUAUCCAUUUGAUCAUUCUCGUGUUCAACUCCAAAAUGAGCCAAUCGGUGGCUGUGAUUAUGUGAACGGCAACCAUUUGAAAGCCGAAUAUAGUAACAGAAGCUACAUAGCGACCCAGGCUCCUGUGCCGGAUACAUUCAAAGAUUUUUGGCGCGUUGUCUGGGAGCAAGAUAUCAGAUUGGUUGUUGCGCUCACCGCAGAAUUCGAACGGGGCCAAGUGAAGUGUCAUCCGUACUGGGAGUCCGGGAUGUACGGGCCUCUUCAGGUCAAAAACUUCUCGCAGAGAUAUGUCUACAUGGACAGGCCGGGUUCGUCACUGGCGAACGACUCCGGCAUAAAGCCAUCGGCGGCCCAAGUCGACUCCAAUCAGCAGAACGAGGGUGACGAUCCUUGCAUUAUUGUCAGACACUUUGGUCUGUCCCACUCUGCGUUUCCAUUCCAGCCGCUACGGGAAGUUACGCAGCUCCAGUAUCCCUAUUGGCCUGAUUUCGGCACUACCGCGCAGCCAUCUCAUCUGUUGCAGUUGAUUGAGCAGUGUAACAAAAUCAUCGAGACCACCAGUAAUACCGCUUUCAGCAGUAAUGAGGCAGAACCGCAGGGGCAACGGUCGGUUUUGGUACACUGUAGUGCGGGCUGUGGUCGCACCGGUACAUUCUGUGCCGUUGAUAGUGUACUGGACAUGCUAAAACGACAGCGCUCCAGGGCGCAGCAUUCAUCAACUAAUGAUAACAAUUACCCGACUGAUGAGUGGGUCUAUAAUGACGAGCUGGAUCUCAUCGCAAAGACCGUCGCCGAUUUUCGGACUCAGAGACCGAGUAUGGUACAGAACCUCGGUCAGUUUGUGUUAUGUUACGAGAGUGUACUCGAAUGGGUUGUUUCUCAGAUGUCAGAUGGGGAUGAUAUCUCCCAAUGA